AUGGCAGUUCGCGCUCAAUUUAAAGGAAAUAAUGAAGUUGGAGUUUUUGCCAAACUGACAAAUAGUUAUUGCUUAGUUGGGAUGGGAGGUUCUGAACAUUUCUACAGUGUUUUUGAAGGUGAAAUAGGGGACACAAUUCCUGGUGUCCAUGCGAGCAUUGCUGGUUGUCGUGUUAUAGGCAGAAUGUGUGUUGGAAAUCGUCAUGGUUUGCUGGUCCCCAACACAACUGUUGUCACAAUAACUAACUUGGCCCUGACUGUUGUCAGGAAAUCGUCAUGGUUUGCUGGUCCCAAACACAACAACAGACCAGAGCUGCAGCACAUAAGGAAUGCCCUGCCAAACACCGUCAAGAUUUACAGAGCUGAAGAGAAGUUGUCUGCCCUGGGGAAUGUGAUUGCCUGCAAUGAUUAUGUGGCACUGGUACACCCAGAUUUAGACAGGGAAACAGAAGAUUUACUGGUUGACACACUCAAUGUUGAAGUCUUUCGUCACACAGUCGACAACAUCGUCUUGGUUGGCAGUUACACAGUAGUUAGUAAUCAAGGAGGCAUGGUCCCCCCUAAAACAUCCGUGGAGGAUUUAGAUGAGCUCUUGUCCCUGCUUCAAGUACCUCUUGAGGCAGGUACAGUAAACAGAGGCAGUGAGGUUCUGGCUGGGGGCCUUGUGGUCAAUGACUGGAUGGCCAUCUGCGGCCAUGAUACCACCUCCACAGAAGUCUCUGUCAUAGAGAAUGUCUUCAAGCUGAGUGAUCAUGAGCCCUCACAGAUACAGAUGAGCGAUUCUUUAAUUGACACGCUGUCAUAAGGUUUACUAUGAAAGGGAAGCAAGAUGUGAAAAACCUCCAGGAAUUGUGAAACAGGACUACAUUUGUAUACAUAACCAGUGGCAUUUUUUUCUGUACAAAACAUUUGUAUAUUAUCCUGUAUCUGGUUCAUGUUAUGAUGACUACCAUUGAUAAUACUGCCAAUAAAUUAUGGUACAUCAUUCAAAGAUUCAU
Physella acuta is the source of this 997-nucleotide messenger RNA. Its product is annotated as eukaryotic translation initiation factor 6-like. Gene Ontology annotation, biological process: cytosolic ribosome assembly. Gene Ontology annotation, molecular function: ribosome binding. NCBI's taxonomy places the organism in Eukaryota, Metazoa, Mollusca, Gastropoda, Physidae. The record is from RefSeq and is a predicted model, not a curated record.